This is a messenger RNA of Knipowitschia caucasica, 402 nucleotides long. The record is from the annotation of a GenBank genome assembly. NCBI's taxonomy places the organism in Eukaryota, Metazoa, Chordata, Actinopteri, Gobiiformes, Gobiidae.
AUGCCAGUUAUCUAUGAGGACCACAGCGAGUCUGGGGGGGAGGUGGUGGUGAGGGUGGGGUGGGGCGGGGAGGUGGGGCCUGUGCUUCGACACUUGGGUUUGCCGAGAGGAAGCCCUGGACCAGCCGAGCCCUGUGCCUGCCAGGGUAAGCACGUCUGGCCAUUCAACAACAGAAGCACCUGUGAAAAUAGGACGACGGACCACGUAUCAGAGCAAAUAAACUCGCCUCGCUGUGGAGAGGGGCAGGCUCCGCUGACAGACCGGAGCAGGUCGGCCGCGCCCUCGGAGCCCUCAGAGCCCUCAGACACCUUCACAAUGGGCCGAGAAACUGAAAAAUUGAGAGAAUACGGAGCCAGUGACGGGAACGGAAACAUCCAGGAGUGUCCAUUCUGUUCUCUGUAA